AUGCCACCUAAAAAUACCUUAACUGAUGUUCAAAAACUUGAAUUUUGUCGUUUUGCCAAUGAAAAUAAAAUGACUCGAAAAAAACAGCUUACUGCUGAAAUUAAUAACCCAAACAAAAGGCGAAAUAGAUCUGUUACUGUUCCUCAGUUUGAACUAGCCCUUAAAGAAUUCAUAUUAACUUAUCAGCAUCAAAAUAGUCAAGAGAUCGAAGAAACUGAUGAACUGCUGAAUCUUUCAGAUUCGAUUGAAAAUCUUAAUUUACCUAAUUCAAUGAAAGUAGAUGAUUUCCUAGCUAUUCCAGAAGAAGAAGUUGUUUGUGAAAUUCUUGAUGAAAACUCUCUAAUGGUCAAAAUUAUUGAAAUAUUUAAAGAAAAACCUGAAGAAUCUGAUAAUGAAGAUUCUGAUGAAGCAGAUGACAGUGUUGAAACAACAAUUAUAAACACAAGCGAGGCACUAAAAAGCUUAGAAGUAAUGUGUAUAUUUUUACUCCAGCAAGAAGAAUCGG
This is a messenger RNA of Dentiscutata heterogama, 505 nucleotides long. The record is from the annotation of a GenBank genome assembly. NCBI's taxonomy places the organism in Eukaryota, Fungi, Glomeromycota, Glomeromycetes, Diversisporales, Gigasporaceae.